Arctia plantaginis is the source of this 5484-nucleotide messenger RNA. The record is from the annotation of a GenBank genome assembly. Lineage: Eukaryota; Metazoa; Arthropoda; Insecta; Lepidoptera; Erebidae.
AUGUAUAUCAAGUCGAUCGUGUUGGACGGAUUCAAAUCUUACGGUAAUCGCGUGGAAAUCACAGGUUUCGAUCCCGAAUUCAAUGCAAUUACCGGGUUAAACGGUACAGGAAAGUCCAAUAUAUUGGAUUCUAUAUGUUUCGUAUUAGGAAUUACGAAUUUGUCUAAUGUGCGAGCUGGCAGUCUGCAGGAAUUGAUCUAUAAACAUGGACAGGCAGGUAUCACAAAGGCCACGGUCAGUAUCUCGUUUGACAACCGAGACAAGAGACAGUGUCCUAUUGGCUAUGAGAACCAAGAUGAAAUUACUGUAACUCGACAGGUUGUAAUGGGUGGUAAAAAUAAAUACUUGAUCAAUGGCAUUAAUGUUCAGAACAAGAGAGUGAGUGAUUUGUUCUGUUCUGUACAACUUAAUGUGAACAAUCCACAUUUCCUCAUCAUGCAGGGGCGUAUCACCAAAGUGUUAAACAUGAAGCCUGCUGAAAUUUUGUCCAUGGUGGAGGAGGCAGCAGGUACGAGAAUGUAUGAGGCAAAAAAACAAAUUGCUUUAAAAACCAUUGACAAGAAAGAUGCCAAAUUGAGGGAACUAAAUGAUAUCAUAAGAGAAGAUAUAGCACCAAAACUACAAAAAUUGCAAGAUGAACGGGCUCAAUUCCAAGAGUAUCAGAAGGUUGUGAGGGAGUUGGAAAAUCUCACCAGACUUUAUGUGGCUUAUAGGUAUGUUACCGCAGAACAAAACGCGCAAGAGGCUGAGGGCAAGGUGAUGCAGGUACAAAAUGAAAUUAAGAGUAAAAAGGAUAACAUUAAGAAAAAUAAAAAAGAAGCAGAAGAUUUAGACAAAGAAAUGGCUGAGCUCAGCAGAAGGUUGGAUGAGGAGAGCGGCAACGCUCUGCAGCGGCUGCAGGCCGAGCUGCAGGCGCUGGAGCGGGACGAGGCGGGGGCGGGCGCGGCGCACCGGGCGGGGCGCGACGCGCGCGCGGAGCACGAGCGGCGCGCGCGCCUGCUGCAGCGCGCGCUCGCCGACGACGACGCCGCGCUCGCCGCCAAGCGCGCGGCGCUCGCGCAGAUAUCGUCGACGUUCGAAAACUUGCGUGCGGCGAGCGAGGCUAGCGAGACGGCUCUGGCGGAGGCGCAGCAGAAGUUCCUGUCCGUGAGCUCGGGCAACGAGGGCGCCUCUGAGUCGCUGCAGGACCAGCUCAUGGCGGCUAAAGCCGAAGCGUCAGAAGCGUCCACGCGAAUAUCCCAAAGCACUAUGGAGAAGAAGCACGCCGAAGAAAGAUUGAAAACUUUGGAAAAAGAGUUCAACAGCAGCAGCGCACAGUUCAAACGCGAUCAGGACAACAUCGGCAAGCAGCAAGCGCAGAUAGACAAGUUACAGGCGGAGCUGUCGCGCAUGACGUUCAGCGCGGAGCGGCAGGGCGAGCUGCAGCGGGCGGUGCGCGCGCGGGGGGGGGCGGCGCGUGCGCAGCGCGACCGCCUCGACGCGCUCGCCGCGCGCCUCACGCGCUGCGAGUUCAAGUACCAGCCGCCGCACCACGACUUCGACAGCCGCAGGGUCAGCGGUACAAUUUGUAGGCUGAUCGACGUGUGCGACCCCGUCUACUGCACGGCCUUGGAGACGGCGGCGGGAGGUCGGCUAUACAACGUGGUGGUGGACACGGAGGUGACGAGCAAGCUGCUGCUGCAGCGCGGCCAGCUCCAGACGCGCACCACCAUCAUCCCGCUCAACAAGAUCAGCGGACACGUCAUCGACAGGGAGACGGUCAAGCUGGCACAGAAAAUUGGCGGCGGUCCGGAGAACGUGCAGCUGGCGCUGGACCUGAUCUCGUUCGCUCCUCACCUGCGGCCGGCCAUGGCGUGGGUGUUCGGCGGCACGCUGGUGUGCCGCGACCUGGACACGGCCAAGCGCGUGACGUUCCACCCCGCCGUGCGGCGCCGCUGCGUCACGCUGGACGGGGACGUGUUCGACCCCUCCGGCACGCUCUCCGGGGGUGCACGGCAAAAGGGUGGGUCAGUACUGCUGCAAUUACAAGAACUAAAGCAGCUGGAACAGACGCUGCAAGCAACGGAGGCGCAGCUGUCACAAGAUACGGCUGAGCUGAACGCCAUGCAACAGGCAGCCGAGAAGUACACCAGCACACAACAGAAGUACGAGAUGAUGUCCCACGAGCUGGAGGUGAUCAAGGCGCGCCUGGCCACCACCUCCACGGCGCAGCUGCACGCCGAGAUCCAGAGCCUGCGAGCGCAGGUAGAAGAAUUAACUGCAGCCGUAGAACGGGACAAAGUGACACAGAAGGAAACCGCGGCUCGGGCGAGGGAACUGGAAGCCAAGGUCAAGGACAUCAAAGGGCAUCGGGAGAGGGAAUUUAAAAAAGCAGAGGAAGCUUUGAAAAAAGCCAAAAAAGACGCAGAACUUCAUGGAAACUCGUGGAAACAACGAGAACAAGAGCUGGAGACGCUCAAGCUGGAGGUGCAGGAGCUGGAGAACGCCGUCACAACCAGUCGACAGCAGCUGGAAGAGACCAGCCAAGCCGCCGAGCAGCUGCGGGAGACGUUCGAAGCUGCCAAACUGGAACAUGAAAGGACUACGGAAGCAGUAAAAGAAAUGCAGUCUCGCAUCAAAAAGCAGAAAGCGGAGAUAUCAGGCCGCAGCGGCGAGAUCACUCGGCUGAACCAGAACAAGGAACAGUUGGGCAAGGCCAGCGGUGACUUGGAGCUCGCCAUUAAGGAGUUAGAAUACAAGAUCAAGGAGUUGCAGACAGAAGCCGCCGAAUGUGUCAGAAAGAUCGAGUCCCUGGAGAGCGAGUACACGUGGAUAGCGAGCGAGCGCGAGUACUUCGGCGCGGCGGGCGGGCUGUACGACUUCGCGGGGCGCCAGGCGCACGUCGCGGGCCAGCGCCUCGCCAUGCUCAAGGAGCGGAGGGACAAGCUGGCGCGCGGCCUCAACGCGCGCGCGCACACCCUGCUGGGCAAGGAGGAGGAGCAGGUGCGUGUGUCGUGUGUACCGCAGGGCUCCACGGCAGAGCGGGACGCCAGCGCCUCGCCAUGCUCAAGGAGCGGAGGGACAAGCUGGCGCGCGGCCUCAACGCGCGCGCGCACACCCUGCUGGGCAAGGAGGAGGAGCAGGUGCGUGUGUCGUGUGUACCGCAGGGCUCCACGGCAGAGCGGGACGCCAGCGCCUCGCCAUGCUCAAGGAGCGGAGGGACAAGCUGGCGCGCGGCCUCAACGCGCGCGCGCACACCCUGCUGGGCAAGGAGGAGGAGCAGGUGCGUGUGUCGUGUGUACCGCAGGGCUCCACGGCAGAGCGGGACGCCAGCGCCUCGCCAUGCUCAAGGAGCGGAGGGACAAGCUGGCGCGCGGCCUCAACGCGCGCGCGCACACCCUGCUGGGCAAGGAGGAGGAGCAGGUGCGUGUGUCGUGUGUACCGCAGGGCUCCACGGCAGAGCGGGACGCCAGCGCCUCGCCAUGCUCAAGGAGCGGAGGGACAAGCUGGCGCGCGGCCUCAACGCGCGCGCGCACACCCUGCUGGGCAAGGAGGAGGAGCAGGUGCGUGUGUCGUGUGUACCGCAGGGCUCCACGGCAGAGCGGGACGCCAGCGCCUCGCCAUGCUCAAGGAGCGGAGGGACAAGCUGGCGCGCGGCCUCAACGCGCGCGCGCACACCCUGCUGGGCAAGGAGGAGGAGCAGGUGCGUGUGUCGUGUGUACCGCAGGGCUCCACGGCAGAGCGGGACGCCAGCGCCUCGCCAUGCUCAAGGAGCGGAGGGACAAGCUGGCGCGCGGCCUCAACGCGCGCGCGCACACCCUGCUGGGCAAGGAGGAGGAGCAGGUGCGUGUGUCGUGUGUACCGCAGGGCUCCACGGCAGAGCGGGACGCCAGCGCCUCGCCAUGCUCAAGGAGCGGAGGGACAAGCUGGCGCGCGGCCUCAACGCGCGCGCGCACACCCUGCUGGGCAAGGAGGAGGAGCAGGUGCGUGUGUCGUGUGUACCGCAGGGCUCCACGGCAGAGCGGGACGCCAGCGCCUCGCCAUGCUCAAGGAGCGGAGGGACAAGCUGGCGCGCGGCCUCAACGCGCGCGCGCACACCCUGCUGGGCAAGGAGGAGGAGCAGGUGCGUGUGUCGUGUGUACCGCAGGGCUCCACGGCAGAGCGGGACGCCAGCGCCUCGCCAUGCUCAAGGAGCGGAGGGACAAGCUGGCGCGCGGCCUCAACGCGCGCGCGCACACCCUGCUGGGCAAGGAGGAGGAGCAGGUGCGUGUGUCGUGUGUACCGCAGGGCUCCACGGCAGAGCGGGACGCCAGCGCCUCGCCAUGCUCAAGGAGCGGAGGGACAAGCUGGCGCGCGGCCUCAACGCGCGCGCGCACACCCUGCUGGGCAAGGAGGAGGAGCAGGUGCGUGUGUCGUGUGUACCGCAGGGCUCCACGGCAGAGCGGGACGCCAGCGCCUCGCCAUGCUCAAGGAGCGGAGGGACAAGCUGGCGCGCGGCCUCAACGCGCGCGCGCACACCCUGCUGGGCAAGGAGGAGGAGCAGGUGCGUGUGUCGUGUGUACCGCAGGGCUCCACGGCAGAGCGGGACGCCAGCGCCUCGCCAUGCUCAAGGAGCGGAGGGACAAGCUGGCGCGCGGCCUCAACGCGCGCGCGCACACCCUGCUGGGCAAGGAGGAGGAGCAGGUGCGUGUGUCGUGUGUACCGCAGGGCUCCACGGCAGAGCGGGACGCCAGCGCCUCGCCAUGCUCAAGGAGCGGAGGGACAAGCUGGCGCGCGGCCUCAACGCGCGCGCGCACACCCUGCUGGGCAAGGAGGAGGAGCAGGUGCGUGUGUCGUGUGUACCGCAGGGCUCCACGGCAGAGCGGGACGCCAGCGCCUCGCCAUGCUCAAGGAGCGGAGGGACAAGCUGGCGCGCGGCCUCAACGCGCGCGCGCACACCCUGCUGGGCAAGGAGGAGGAGCAGGUGCGUGUGUCGUGUGUACCGCAGGGCUCCACGGCAGAGCGGGACGCCAGCGCCUCGCCAUGCUCAAGGAGCGGAGGGACAAGCUGGCGCGCGGCCUCAACGCGCGCGCGCACACCCUGCUGGGCAAGGAGGAGGAGCAGGUGCGUGUGUCGUGUGUACCGCAGGGCUCCACGGCAGAGCGGGACGCCAGCGCCUCGCCAUGCUCAAGGAGCGGAGGGACAAGCUGGCGCGCGGCCUCAACGCGCGCGCGCACACCCUGCUGGGCAAGGAGGAGGAGCAGGUGCGUGUGUCGUGUGUACCGCAGGGCUCCACGGCAGAGCGGGACGCCAGCGCCUCGCCAUGCUCAAGGAGCGGAGGGACAAGCUGGCGCGCGGCCUCAACGCGCGCGCGCACACCCUGCUGGGCAAGGAGGAGGAGCAGGUGCGUGUGUCGUGUGUACCGCAGGGCUCCACGGCAGGAGCAGGUGUGAAGUGUGUAGCUCGCAGGGCGCCGCGGCAGUAACCACGUCUAAAAAUAACAGAAUAUACUACAGUGCCAUCUAG